This is a messenger RNA of Cylas formicarius (sweet potato weevil), 929 nucleotides long. RefSeq names its product probable oligoribonuclease. The coding region runs from base 347 to 865 and encodes 172 amino acids. The record is from RefSeq and is a predicted model, not a curated record. Gene Ontology annotation, cellular component: mitochondrion. NCBI's taxonomy places the organism in Eukaryota, Metazoa, Arthropoda, Insecta, Coleoptera, Brentidae. Gene Ontology annotation, molecular function: 3'-5'-RNA exonuclease activity; nucleic acid binding. The transcript is spliced from 3 exons.
CAUUAGUUCUGUCGAUUAUGAAUGAGGUCUCUCAUUUUUUUUGGCAAUUUCGCUACCUUUCACAACGUUAUAAUUAAGAGGUCUAAGGGGAGAUCCUUCCAGUGAUCAAUCAUCUCUUUGUAUACACUGAAAAUUAACAUGAGUAUGAGUAUUAGUAUAAGGCCUAUUUACCGUUCAUUUAGAAGAGUAUAUAAUUCAAUUAGUAGGUGACUUACUUUAAAAAUGAAAAACUCUUAAUAUUUACUUGCAGCACAAACAGUAGACUACAAUAGGAGAUAUUCAACUAUUGUAGAUUUGGAAGUAAAUCGUAUAGUAUGGAUGGAUAUGGAGCUUUUUCAUCUUUUAGAUGACUGGCCUGGAUGUUGACAAUGAUCAAAUAAUGGAAGUUGCUUGUUUAGUCACCGACUCAGAUUUGAGAGUAAUAGCUGAAGGGCCCGAUAUUGCAAUCCAACACUCCAAAGAUGUUUUGAGUAAAAUGAAUGACUGGUGUCAAAAGCAACAUGAGAAAACAGGAUUGGUGAAUUUAUGUUUGAAUUCCAAAAUUAAAUUAGAAGAAGCGGAACAGAUGGUGCUGGAAUUCUUACAAGAGCAUGUUACCUACAAAAUGAGCCCAUUGGCAGGGAACAGUGUUUACAUGGACCGAAUGUUUCUCAUUAAGCAUAUGCCUAAGGUUCAUGAUUAUCUUCAUUAUAGAAUAAUCGAUGUUUCUACACUUAAAGAGAUAUGUAGGCGCUGGAACCCUGAGCUGUUUAAACAAGUACCAAAUAAAAUCUAUGGACACCGUGCUUUGCAAGACAUUAGGGAGAGUGUGGAAGAGUUGUUGUUUUAUAAAAAACAUUUUCUAAAAGCAAGCGCAGAAAGAUAAAGGUUUUAAGUAUAAUUUUUUUCAUUAAAACUAAUCAAAACUUAAUAAAUCAACAUUUCAUCAA